Molecule: messenger RNA, 1731 nt
Organism: Magallana angulata
Lineage: Eukaryota; Metazoa; Mollusca; Bivalvia; Ostreida; Ostreidae
Product: ankyrin repeat domain-containing protein 17-like
Exons: 1
Coding region: 1-1731 (576 amino acids)
Cellular component (GO): cytoplasm
Molecular function (GO): protein binding
Source: RefSeq, a predicted model, not a curated record
AUGAAGUCCAAUGUCGACCAUAAUAAUACAAACGAAAGGUCACUUAUAGCUGCAUGUGAUUGUGGACAGUUAGAUGCAGUGAAACAGAUUAUCAAAGGUGGAGCUGAUGUUAAUAUGAAAGAUGUGGAUAAAACACCGCUUAUAGUUGCAUGUUUUAAAGAACAUUUACAUGUAGUUAAGGAAUUGAUUAAAGCAGGGGCAGAUGUCAAUCUAGAAAAUGAAUUUAUUUCACCUCUGCAGGUAGCCUGUUAUGAAGGACAUUUGAGUAUAGUCAAAGAGUUGAAAAAAGCGGGUUUUGACUACAAUCACAUAACAGGUGCUAAGAAAGGGUUUAUGGGUGCGUGCUUUUUUGGACAUACCAGUGUAGUGAAGGAGUUGACAGCAUGUCAUGUUAAAGUCAAUCUAACAUAUAAAAAUGAAACGCCGCUAACAACUGCCAUUUUUAUGGGACAUUUAAACAUUUUCAAAGAGUUGAUAAAAGCGGGAGCUGAUAUUAACCUAACUGGAAGUAGAACACCACUGAAUCUUGCAUGCUAUCGUGGACAUGUCAGUAUAGUAAGGGAGUUGAUAAAACAUGGAGCCUCUGUCAAUCAAAGCGAUGGAAAAGAAACAUCACUAUCAAUUGCAUGUAGAAGAGGACAUGAUGAUGUGGUCGAGGAGCUUAUAAAACCGGGAGCCGAUGUCAACCAAAGCGAUGGAAACAAAACACCACUAACUACUGCAUGUGAAAAAGGACAUGAUGAUGUAGUCGAGGAGCUUAUAAAAGCGGGAGCCGAUGUCAAUCAAAGCGAUGGAAACAAAACACCACUAACAACUGCAUGUGAAAAAGGACAUGAUGAUGUGGUCAAGAAGCUAAUAAAAGCGGAAGUUGAUGUCAAUCAAAGCGAUGGAAACAAAACACCACUAACAACUGCAUGUGAAAAAGGACACUAUUGGGUGGUCGAGAUGCUAAUAAAAGCGGGAGCCGAUGUCAAUCAAAGCGAUGGAAACAAAACACCACUAACAACUGCAUGUGAAAAAGGACACGAUGAUGUGGUCAAGAAGCUAAUAAAAGCGGAAGUUGAUGUCAAUCAAAGCGAUGGAAACAAAACACCACUAACAACUGCAUGUGAAAAAGGACAUGAUGAUGUGGUCGAGGAGCUAAUAAAAGCGGGAGCCGAUGUCAAUCAAAGCGAUGGAAACAAAACACCACUAACAACUGCAUGUGAAAAAGGACAUGAUGAUGUGGUCGAGGAGCUAAUAAAAGCGGGAGCCGAUGUCAAUCAAAGCGAUGGAAACAAAACACCACUAACAACUGCAUGUGAAAAAGGACAUGAUGAUGUGGUCAAGAAGCUAAUAAAAGCGGAAGUUGAUGUCAAUCAAAGCGAUGGAAACAAAACACCACUAACAACUGCAUGUGAAAAAGGACACUAUUGGGUGGUCGAGAUGCUAUUAAAAGCGGGAGCUGAAGUCAAUCAAAGCGAUGGAAUUAAAACGCCACUUGUAGUUGCAUGUGAAAGGGGAGAUAUUACUGUGGUCAAAACAUUGAUAAAAGCUGGGGUUGAUGUCAAUCAAAGCGUUGGAAACAAAACACCACUUAUAGUUGCAUUUGAAAAGAAACAUUGGAUCGUUGUAAAAGAGCUAAAUAAGGCCAUCACUGAUGCCAAUGAAAGUAAGAAAAGCGAAAGAAAACAAAAAACACCACCAACAGUUGAUAAGAAAUUGGGCAUUAACAGAUGCUGUAUUUUCUGA